AUGCUCGGACUCAGCGCGAUGCAGCCCCGGCAACUAGCCGCUCAGGUUCUCAACUUUGCGCUCGUCCUCUCGACAGCGUUCAUGCUCUGGAAAGGGCUUUCCGUUGCCAGCGACUCGCCAUCACCCAUCGUCGUUGUACUUUCAGGGUCUAUGGAGCCCGCGUUUCAGAGAGGAGACCUGCUGUUCUUGUGGAAUCGAGGCCUGGAUACGCAAGUGGGCGAGAUCGUGGUGUAUAAUGUAAAGGGCAAAGAUAUUCCGAUCGUGCAUCGUGUGGUGCGGAGAUAUGGCGGAGGCAAAACACCCCUCCGGCUCCUUACCAAAGGUGACAACAACCUCGCAGACGAUACCGAACUUUACGCCACAGGCCAAUCGUUCUUAAACCGCAAAGAAGACGUCAUUGGAAGCGUGGUCGGCUUCAUUCCCUUCGUUGGAUACGUCACAAUCCUGUUAAGCGAGCACCCGUGGUUGAAGCAGGUCAUGCUAGGAUUGAUGGGUGUGAUGGUGGUGUUGCAAAGAGAAUGA
This is a messenger RNA of Cucurbitaria berberidis CBS 394.84, 522 nucleotides long. RefSeq names its product signal peptidase complex catalytic subunit sec11. Gene Ontology annotation, cellular component: signal peptidase complex; membrane. Gene Ontology annotation, molecular function: serine-type endopeptidase activity. The transcript has 2 exons. NCBI's taxonomy places the organism in Eukaryota, Fungi, Ascomycota, Dothideomycetes, Pleosporales, Cucurbitariaceae. The record is from RefSeq and is a predicted model, not a curated record. Bases 1 to 522 code for a protein of 173 amino acids.